ACUUCCUGUUGUGGUUUUGCGGAAGCUUUGGUACCAACAAAAGACAAUAUUUACCCUUAAAUUUCGGAGGUGGGAUAUUUUAAUGAUGUGAAUAAUAUACAUGACACUACCAUGAUGUUACAUAUCGGGGUAGAAAGUCGAUGGUAGCAGGGGAAAGGCCUAACUAUGUUGUUGACGUGAAGGUCACAAGCGCCGACACCUGCCGUAGCUUCAGGAGCAUUUCAGAAAAAUAGUCGAUCUUUUCAAUCAUGGUUUCAUGAUGUUUAUUUUGUACUUGAUUAAGCAACAGUAGGAAUGUUUCCUGCAACAGGAUCAGAGAAUCUCUUCGAAGAAAAUGUGGCGAAAUGGAAAGGCAUAUUCGUUAGUGCGUUGCAAGGGGUCCACCAGCAGGUGCACCCGUCCCUUGUGGCAAAGGACGAUGCCUUGGACUACAUCGAGAGCCUCAUUCUGAAUCUUCUGGUCACGCUGUGUGUGUCGCACCCGCACACAGUACAGGAUAUCAUUGACCGAGUCAACAAGACCUUUCCAGACCCGAUUGACAAAUGGGCUAUACGCGACGCAAACAGCGCCUUGGAGAAAGGACGAAAAAACACCCCACUCGUCCUCCCAGUAGAUAAAAUCCACACCCUUCUUAUGAAGGAGGCUCUGGGGUACAGGAUCGAGUUCCAGGUAACCCUUUACAUCGUAGCUGUACUGGAAUACAUAGCUGCUGACAUACUCAAGCUGACGGGGAACUACGUGAGAAAUAUCAAGCAUGCCGAGAUUACAUCUCAGGACAUCAAGGUGGCCAUUUGUGCUGACCAGGUACUUAUGGACAUGUUCUCCCAAGAGGAAGACGUGUCACUUCCUGUUGUGGAGGAACCAAUCAAAACAGAGUCACUGAAGUAUGAGGAUAUUGUCAAAGACUUUAUCCAUGAGGAGACCCAAUACAUGAGAGACUUGAACAUGAUCAUCAAGGUCUUCAGAGCUCAAUUUGUCAGGCACUUUCCAAGGAGCAAGGAUUUGGAAGUGAUAUUUAGCAACAUACUGGACAUCUACGAGUUCACGGCCAACCUGCUCAGUUCAGUAGAGGAGCAGGUGGAAAUGGCUGCAGAGAAGGACCUCCCACUUGUGGGAAUCUGUUUCUUAGAUAUGGCAGAGGAGGAAGCUUUUAAUGUGUAUGAGAAGUAUGUGGAUGACAUGCUGGCUCCACAUGGGAAGGAACGACUAUAUACCCUGUUACAGAGGGAAGAUCUCAACGCUACUCUACAGAAUGAAGGUCAUGGGUUUAAGGAUGCAAUGAAGUAUGUGCUACCCAAGCUAUUGCUGGGACCCAUAUACCACUGCCUGCACUACUUUGAAGUCAUCAAGGCCCUUAUAAGCACAAGUCCAAACGAGGAAGACCAGGAGAGUCUAGAACAGGCCAGCGGACUCCUUACCUUCCUCAAGGCUAUGUUGGAGCGCAAGUUCUCCGGAAACCUGCCAAAGAAGAAACCCUGGGAGACGUCACUCCGACUCCAGGGUAAGACUGGUCGUCAAGCUGUUGUACAAAAAAUGUCCGAUCUCCAGAAAAGUAUAGAUGGCUGGGAAGGCAAGGACAUCUGGCAAAGCUGUAGUGAAUUCAUCCUGGAGGGAGUUCUGAGCAAGCAGGUAAGGGGCAGACCCACAGAGCGCCAUGUCUUCCUUUUUGAUGGCCUGAUCAUCAUGUGUAAACAAAACAUGAGACGCACAUCCGUCACCAGUGCUUCUGGAGACUUCAAACUGAAAGAAAAGUUCCUGAUCAGGAAGAUCGAGAUCCGAGACCGGGAAGACACAGAGGAGUGUAAGCACUGCUUUGAGAUCCAGAUGCGCGACCACACCAACAAUGGGGUUGUACUGACUUCUAAGACAGCAGAGGAGAAGGCCAACUGGAUGGCUGCUCUCAUCUCAUUACAAACAAGAAGUAUGUUAGAGAGACGACUAGACAGUAUCAUUCGUGACGAGGAAAAGCUUCAGCCUCUCAAGCUACCUCCCCCUGAAAUAUACAGAUUUUCUGUGGAGGAUUCGCAAGAGAAUAUUGUGUUUGAGGACCGACGUCAGCUACCCAUUGAGAGCCCUCUCAUUAAAGGGGGCCUGCUUCUGAAGCUGGUGGAGAGACUGACCUAUCACAUGUAUGCUGACCCCAAGUUUGUCAAGACAUUCCUCACCACCUACCGAUCUUUCUGUAAACCUCAAGAACUUCUGGAACUUCUCAAAGCUAGGUUUGACAUACCAGAGUUUCCCUUAAAAUCUCAGACAGAACUACCAGAGCAAGAGAGCCAGCAAGCUCGUGAAGACCUGAAGAGGUUUCGCAAGGAGUAUAUCAAACCAGUGCAAUUUCGAGUGGUGAAUGUGUUGCGACACUGGGUGGAUCACCACUACUACGACUUCGAGCGGGACAUGUCGCUGCUCUACAAUCUCAAGGAGUUCCUUGCUGGGGUCAAGGGCAAGGCCAUGAAGAAGAUGGCAGAGUCCAUUAUCAAGGUCAUUCAUCGGCGCUUUGAGAGUCAGAGCACAGAGCGCGAGUUCACCUAUCAGAAACCUCUACCCAAUGUUGAGUGGCAUUUGACAAGGGAACCCAAGGCUUUUGACCUCAUGACGCUACAUCCCAUAGAGAUGGCCCGUCAGGUGACCUUGCUAGAGUUUGACCUGUACCGUGCUGUACAACCCUCUGAGCUGAUCGGCUGUGCCUGGAUGAAAAGUGACAAGCAAGAGACAUCGCCCAAUCUCUUAAAGAUGAUAGCAUUUACCAAUAAUUUUACAUUUUGGAUGGAGAAAUGCAUUGUGUUGGCUGAGAAUAUAGAGGAGAGGGUCGCCAUUGUGUCCCGUAUUAUGGAGAUUAUGCUCAUUUUCCAAGAGUUGAACAAUUUUAAUGGUGUUUUAGAAGUAGUUAGUGCAAUAAAUUCUGCUCCAGUGUACCGACUGGAACAUACCUUUGAGGAAAUCCCUCACAGGUUUAUGAAGUCUUUCAAUGAAGCCAGGGAACUCAAUUCCGAUCACUUCAAGAAAUAUGUAGAAAAACUACGGUCCAUAAAUCCUCCAUGUGUACCCUUUCUUGGAAUGUAUCUAACAAAUAUAUUGAAAAUAGAGGAGGGCAAUCCUGAUUUUCUUCCAAAUAGGCCCGAAGGAAUAAUCAAUUUCAGUAAGCGACGGAAAGUUGCCGAGAUCACUGGGGAAAUACAGCAAUAUCAGAAUCAACCUUACUGUCUUAAGGGGGAACCUGACAUGCGGGAAUACUUUGAGAAGUUAAAUCCUAGGGAAGGCAUGUCGGAGAAAACAUUCAAUGACUAUUUAUAUAACAAGUCACUGGAGAUAGAGCCAAGGGGAGCAAAACAGGCGCCAAAAUUUCCAAGGAAGACUGAGUACAAUCUCAAAUCUCCGGGGACAAAGGCCAUGUCCACGCGACACGGGGCCUCUGUCAAAGUUUUCCCCUUCACUACCUUCAAGGACCCCGGCUACAUACAAAUCAAAGAGGAGGAAGUGGAGGCUGUAUCGCCCCACUGUACCACGCCUCCCACACCAACCACCCCUCUCACACCACCUGCCAAUGCUGGCUCAGACAGUGUGUUCGCACCGGUCGUCCUAGGCGAUGCCCUGACCAGCAGUACUUGGACCCUCAGUACUAUGACAUCAUCUGGUUCCAUGACUAGUAUCAUUCAUCCACAUACUUCGCACACGGUGCCGUCGCCACUAGUCCUUGACAAGCCCAUCAGCUUACAACCGCCACCACUGCCACCCAGAAAACGCAACAGAGACUCCACCAAUAGUGAUGUGUUCUUUACCCACAAUGCCCCUGACCCUCCUCAGAUCCCCCCUCGUGGUAACCCCCCACCCCCUGUGCCCCCAAGGAAGGACUCCAUGUUCAGUACCCUUCCUCGGUCCCACAGUGUGUCACAACAAACCCGUCACUCUUCCAGCAGUCUGCCGGCUCACAAUAACUUAAGUGCAACAUUGCCGCGGUGUAACACUGCUGACAAAGACACAAGCACGCGGCCACUGCUAGCGAGCAUGUUAAACGUGAAUGGAGACAAUACAGUGGUAAUCCCUGGCCAAUCAGUCACCCCUAAACUACCCCCAAGGACUUACCGUAUCGCACAUUCUCGGCAGAAAAGUAGUUAGGUACGCUUGGCUCAUUGGCAGUCAGGUGAAAAAAAGUCACUAGCAAAACAUUGAUUGCUGUGAGUAAGGAGAUUUUCAUCCACAUGUAAUCAAGAUGUGAACAAGUGCUAAUGACAAACCCUAGUGUGUGUAGGACUGGGUCUGUUGGGCAACCUACAAAUGUGUUCGUGACAGCAAUCCUGGAUUUAAUGGGAUAUUUUAUUCCAAAACUGUACAGUUUUGGGUGAAUAAAAGAAACUGUUUGAUAACAAUCUGUUUUAAAAUAAUUCUAUAUACACAUGGUUUCCAGUGUUGGAGCUUAAUGUCUGAACGUGUCCAUUAGUUGAGGAAGAGUUUCUUUUAAAGAGUGAAUUCUCGUAAAAUGCAUUAUUAAUUAUUAAUUAUGUUAUUUGUAACGUGUUGUCUGUCCACACCACAGACAAUCCACUGUGCCAAAAACUGUUUGAUAUGUUCAAUACUGCUUCGUGUGCUACAUCUGUUGUGUGAGUGGGCUUGGGGCCAGACAUGUUGUGUGUAAGGGGGAGAGAGGGUUAACAUAAUCAAAAAUGUCUUGUCAAUAUACAUGGGCUUACAGAGUGUGGCUUAAAACAGUUUGCCGAUGAAGUUGAUUUGUAGCUUCUCAAUGUACACAAUUGUUAUUUUGUGUGGUGAUAGCUAGUAUAUUGAUGUAUAGAAAGUGAUCAGGAUGCAUGUGAACAUGAUCUACAAGGUACAUUGUAUCAAAUAUAAUGUGUGUUACAGUGCUGUUUCGAAACCCUCGAACAUCUGGUCUCUGUUUCACAAAUUAUUUCUUUUCUUACCUUAGAUUUUUAUCAAACUACCACUAGAAAAAACAAUUUGACAAAUCUUAUUUCAGAUCCUCAUUGAUUAUCUUUGAAAUCUGUUUUUUCUACAAAAUCAAGAAUAUCUUAACAGUUCUGUUGUUGAAAUUCUUACCAAUACCAAAAUUUGAUGUGCAGGAAUCCAAAAUCAGAGGAUUGGAAAACCAAAGAAAUUAAGUAAAAAAUGCCAGUAUCGUUUUAAAAUUUUAGUUAAGAAGUCAUAUUCAAUGUAAUAUUGACAACUGGGCAUCAUAAAAAUUUAUGUUUUGUCCACUAGUGUUUGUGAUCAUGACAUACGCUGUGCAAGCUUUAUUCUGAAAGCAAGACGGUUUUAAACAGCCUCAUAAGUAGAGCAGCAUAAUGCUCUAGUAUUCAAAUCAAUUUUACUUUUAAAAAGUAUCAGCAGUAAUAUCAUGAUAGUUAUGGUGGCAUAUAUCUACAGUCAAGUCCGUUAAUGAGCCAUCAUAAAUUAUCUGAUGGAAUAGGUAUCGCAUCAGCAUAGCUUCCAUUAGAAGUUGACCAGCCCUGACCAUGUUCAAUACCUGCCACUGAUAUCGACAGAUAAAGAGAAAAGGAUAUCAUUGUGUCUUGUCAAAUUAACACAAUUUUCAUGGCAAGUCCACUUCAUGGUAGUGUUUACGGGGAAAUGUUUGUCGUAGUUGAAUGUUCAAACUUCAAGAUGAGGUUAAAUCAUGGGUGGAAAUAUCAGUCCAAGGCUUACUUCAAUAGACAGAGUAUUUCCAUGAAAGAUGAAAUUAACACUGGGUGAAUAGACUUUAUCAAUGAACGGUGAAAGUUUCACUAGACCAAACUUUCCCUGUAUACAAAAUUAAUUUAAGUACAGUAUCUGUCUCCCUGUAGUACAUGGCAUGGGGACGGGGUGCCUUUCCAAAGAGUUCAACUUAUUUUUGUUUUAUCUUUUUGAAAGGUAAUUGUUUAGUUAAAGGAUGUCUGUUUUUUUAGAAGGUACACAAGAAUGAGUGCAUCUGUUACCCUUGUGUAGUUAUUUAUCAUAUUUCUACUUCUACUUCUAAAUGGUACUGACCAACUUCAACAAUUUGAAGAUAAAAUGUCAGACGAGGAGUGAAACAUGGAAAGAGAUUGUUUUUAAAAGAUAUGAGAUGGUCUAAUUUGGGUUUGAAAAGUGUCGGUAGAGGGCUGAUUUGAAUAAUUCCGUUGUGGGGCUCGAAAUAAAAUUAAAAGGUUGUUAAGGGGAGAUGACUCUUUGAAGCAAUUGUCAUGAUUUUCUUGGAGCAAAGUUGCUGUCAGAUUAUGAAAUGAAAAUCAAUAAUUGUCAAUAAGACCAUAUCCAAGGUAACCGAUCAAAUUUGAAAAUAUCUGUAAAAUAAAAUAACUUACAGAUAUCGACUCCUUUCAGAAUUACACUAUCAAACAAUAGGACCAUCCAUCUUUACACAGUCGCUAUAAGUGCUUGUACUAGCCUUUUUGAACGUUUGGUUCCAAACAAUUCCAGAAUUGUAUUGAUAUUAAAUAGGAAUAUAAAACAUAUCUUUAAAUCAAUAUUCUUGGUCCUCUGCUCUCUGUUUUACUCAAUUUGAGGAGGGGAUGGUGUCAAUGCAUGUUUCAAUUUGAUAAGCUGAUGGUGUAAUCCCUGAACAAAAUUACAAAAUUAAGCAGUCCAGUAUACACAUGCUUAAUCUUUGCAUAUCAGAGAACGAUGACCAUCAAUGCAGGUAUGUGAGGCUCAGAGAGAGAGAAUGAGCGAUUGGGAGAGAGUUCUAACAUGUACAAAGAUAUGGCCGUGCUAUUUUCUUCGAAAAAUUCUGUGUUUCUUGUGUAUGUUGUGUGUUCAUGACUACAACAGUUGGUAUAACAAGAGGACCUAUUUUAUGUUGUGUUCCAUCACAGGCACUAGCACUGUGCUCAUCAAACAGAAAGUCCCCAUGCCUAUGGUUCUUUUCAUUCAGCUCCAGAGCUUUGACCUUUGAACACAGGGACCAAACACUUUGAUAUAAAGACAAUUCUCAUUAGAAUAAAUAAUACGGAACUAUAAACUGUUUCUAUGGCCAUCAUUUCAAUGUUUAGUCCCUGUGAAUUUGUUGAUAAAUAUAUGAAUUAAGAUCAUGAUUCAGUAGGCUGUUCGAUUGAUGAUGGGAACAUGAAAUACUAUAUGAAAUAUAAAGUUGAAUAUCCUGGUGAUUAAAAUAUUGACAUGUUCCUGAAUAGCCACUUGUGUUGCAGUUAAUUUUAUCCUAGAUAUAUAAUUAUGAUACCAUUAUAGCCAGUUUAUCUAAUUACUAAACGUUAAUGAGGUUAGUUACUGCAUACACAACAAGCAUGAAUAUAUAGUAUUUUCAGCUGUUGCCUUUCAUAAGUCAGAUCUCGGCUCAGAAAAUUAGAACAAGCAAAUUUUUUAAAUACACACAAGCAGGGAAUUUCAUAUUGUUACUCCACAGUUCUUUCAUAGCCCUUGUGUAAAAAGAUCAAUCAUCAGUCUAAAAGCCUUAAAAUAAGUAUAGUUGUGUGACAUGGAAAGUUCGGUGACUAUUUUGUAAUAAAAUUGACAGCUGGUUUAGAGAAAGCUUUAAAAAAAGUUGAAACAGGACACUCGACAGCACUGGUAACAUUGAUAGACGUCCUAACCAAAGUAGUACCUAUGUACUGUAAAUAGUUGGUCUUUGACACAGAACACAUCUAAAGGGUAACGGAUCAUGUGUGUAUUGAAAACUUUGAGGUACUGAACAUUUUGUAACCUAUCUGGUUAUCAAAUAAAUUUGUAUUGCUAACGUUGGGGUCUAUGGUUAGCAAGUACAUGUAAUAGGAAUAAUCUGUUGUCUAUGGUUACCAGGUACAUGUGUAAAGAAAACUUCUUUGUCUUUAGUUACCGAGAAUAUUUGCACUGAAAAUAUUGUGGGUCUAUGGUUUUAUACCAAGUAUAGAGGUGUACUGAACACUUUGGGUUUAUGGUUACUGGGAAUGAGUGUACCGAAAGUUUUUGGGGCCCAGAGUUACCGAGAGCAUGUGAACUGAAGACUUCACUGUCUAUGGAUCGAUGUACUAUGUACUGAAGACCUUUGACAUGUGUGGGCAAGUAUGCCUUAUUACCAACAACAGUUGCGCUCGAAUGUGGAAUCUCAGGGUGAGGGAAUGUGUUGUUGAGGUGCAGGGAUAUCUCAGGUGAUAUGGGCAAGGUUUAUCGGGGACUGAAAGCAAUAGUCUAAUAUGUGCAGGGAUGUUAUCUGGUUCUAACAUGUCACAAAUAGUUGUAAUUAUAUCUGUGUGUAGUGUCUUUUGUGUGUCUCUGUGUGUCUGUGUGUCGCUGUGCUGCUGUAAGGCAACAUCAACUUAUAUCACAUGGGUGUGUAUGUGUUUUAGGUUGUUGGCAGUCCUGUAUCACCCGUAUACCAAAUAACUGUUACUGACAUAUGCUGAAGUCGACUGUGUUCCGACAUUCGAUUGAUUUUAAAUUGCAAAAGUAAAAGUGAUUUUUUUCUAUGUAAAUCAGGCAAUACAUAUAUUUUGGAUCAUGAAAUUAUACAGAAACUUUGACCAUUUGAACUUGGAACAGAUGGACAUAGCAGUUUCUUUUGAUUAAUGUAUGAUAAUGUUGAUAACUUAUGUAUACAUUUUUUACAGUGGCGGAUUGUAACGUACUAAUUUACAUAGGAAUUUGCAUACAUCAGUUGGAAUUUCAGAAGAUUUGCGAUGUCCUCUGCAAAUCUUCAAUACAUAAAUAGAAGUUGUCAGAUUUAUAACACAAAUAUUUUUGUUAUUUUCAGUUUUAUAACCCUCCUGCCCUGGAUUCGAGCAAAAGUUAAAAAAACAAAAACAGUGAUCAUUUUCAAAUUUCAUACUUCGAUCAAUCCUUUUACUUCAGAAAUUCUUUUGUUUACGAGCAUAUUUUAUUAUUCAGUUGUCAUAAACAGGUAAAUAGUACUUAAAAUGCACAAGAAAUAAAGUACUGUUGGGAUAUCAGGACAGAUGUACAAGAAAAACAGUAUUUCUCCAAUUUCCAUGUCUGUAAAAAAAA
Messenger RNA from Mizuhopecten yessoensis (Yesso scallop), 8928 nucleotides. Its product is annotated as son of sevenless homolog 2-like. Gene Ontology annotation, molecular function: structural constituent of chromatin; DNA binding; guanyl-nucleotide exchange factor activity. The record is from RefSeq and is a predicted model, not a curated record. Gene Ontology annotation, biological process: positive regulation of GTPase activity; Ras protein signal transduction. The transcript is spliced from 23 exons. Gene Ontology annotation, cellular component: plasma membrane; nucleosome. Lineage: Eukaryota; Metazoa; Mollusca; Bivalvia; Pectinida; Pectinidae. Bases 295 to 4116 code for a protein of 1273 amino acids.